CCAGAGUUUGCUCAAAUUCAUGUGCAUGGAGUUGGUGAUGCCAUCCAGUUACCUUGAGGUUGUUGUAUUGAAAAAGCUUUUGAAACCACAUUGAGGGUCCACAAAAGGACUUUGUGAUCUGCCAUAUGUGACAAUGUGGAGAGUCAGCAUGAAAGCCAGGUAUUUAUGGUCCUUCCAAGAACAUUCUGAAUAUACUAUUGAUAUUUUCCCUUUGGUUAUUGAAGCUGUGAACUCUCAACAUGUAACUGUGACUAGAUCUUUUCUCAGGAUUUAUUUUGUUUCUGUCACUGCUACUAAAAUUGCCUUGUCUGAACUGUAAUGCUAAUAUUCGCUUCACAACUUUGUGUGUCUGCUUUGUGCAAGAAACAUUUCUGUUUUGUUGGGUAUCCCUUUUCUUAUUAAGUGUCAUUUGGGUGGGGGUUGGCCCAUGGGUAGACCUAGAUCUUCUGUUUUGCGGCAGGGAUCUUCAGGCAGUAGUCAACUCCUAUUAACUGAAAAGAGUCUACUUUGUCCGACACCUCAGUUCCCUCCUUUACUGGCUUCAGCUCUACUUUCCAGCCUUUCAGAUUGUAGUUAUUUCCUAGGCCGUGCAUUCUUACUCCUUUUCUCUUUCUUUGAUCUGUGUAUAUGUCCGUAGUGUGAAUAUCUAGACGACUCCCAAAUACGGGUCAUCAAAGCCACAGUUCACUCUCACCAGAAGAAGAAGCUGAAUGUCUUUCGUGCUCCUGACCUGGGCAGGAAGUAGCUGCAGACAGAAAUGCAGCUUGUCACUAAAUCAGAGAAGGGGAAAGUUUGUAUAUGAUUUGGGGGAAGGGUAGAAUUGAGGUUAAAUUUAAGUGAAAAAUUAUAUAUUGACUUAAAAGCAAAGAGAAACUAGUUCUGGGGAGCUUAUCUGUUUGGUAACUGCCAAAAGUGGAAGUUUGAGCUUCCUGAGUACAUGUAGUUCGUGUGCUUUAGGCCAAAGUAGAAUUUGUAGCGCCCUCUGUAUAUGUGGAUUGUGUCUUGAGUCAGAAAAUGGAAGUUUUCAUCUCAGAUCCCCUUUUGACCCUCCUUGGACAGAUCACAGGAGAUGUUACUAAAUAUUGUUGAUAUCUUCACUGCCGACAGGUUCUUAAAAAUUGAGACAUACCCUCUGUGUUCUCGUAGACUUCUACCUUUACUGAGGCUUUCAAUGGCGAAGUCAAAGAUCUCUCUUGCAAUGUCUCAGGCUGUGCAGACUAAUGGAACUCAACCAUUAAGCAAAACAUGGGAACUCAGUUUAUAUGAACUACAACGAACACCUCAGGAGGCAAUAACAGAUGGCUUAGAAAUUGUGGUUUCACCUCGAAGUCUACACAGUGAAUUAAUGUGCCCAAUUUGUUUGGAUAUGUUGAAGAACACCAUGACUACAAAAGAGUGCUUACAUCGUUUUUGUGCAGACUGCAUUAUCACAGCCCUCAGAAGUGGCAAUAAAGAAUGCCCUACCUGUCGGAAAAAGCUAGUUUCCAAAAGAUCACUAAGACCAGACCCAAACUUUGAUGCACUCAUCAGCAAAAUUUAUCCAAGUCGUGAUGAGUAUGAAGCUCAUCAAGAAAGAGUAUUAGCCAGGAUCAACAAGCACAAUAAUCAGCAAGCACUCAGUCACAGCAUUGAGGAAGGACUGAAGAUACAGGCUAUGAACAGAUUACAGCGAGGUAAGAAACAACAGAUUGAAAAUGGUAGUGGAGCAGAAGACAAUGGAGACAGUUCUCACUGUAGUAACGCAUCCACGCACAGCAAUCAGGAAGCAGGACCUAGUAACAAACGGACCAAAACAUCUGAUGAUUCUGGGCUUGAGCUUGAUAAUAAUAAUGCAGCAGUGGCAAUUGACCCAGUAAUGGAUGGCGCUAGUGAAAUUGAAUUAGUAUUCAGGCCUCAUCCCACACUUAUGGAAAAAGAUGACAGUGCACAGACAAGAUACAUAAAGACUUCAGGUAAUGCCACUGUUGAUCACUUAUCCAAGUAUCUGGCUGUGAGGUUAGCUUUAGAAGAACUUCGAAGCAAAGGAGAAGUGUUAAAUGGCUCUUUUUCUUUGGAAUUGGUCAGUGAGAAAUACUGGAAGGUGAACAAACCCAUGGAACUUUAUUAUGCACCCACAAAGGAGCACAAAUAAGAUUUUACUAAAACCAGUUCUGAGAAUGAACUUUUUUAUAGCCUAUUUCUUUAAUAUUAAAGAUGUACCAUCAUUACUUUUAUGGACAGAACAUUGGAUAUGUUAUUCAGUUUUCUUUCUGAGCCAGAUUCGUUUACACUAUUAGAAUCUUUUCCCCUUAAUUUAAGAUCUCCUUUUUGGAAGGAACUGCAAUUAUUCAGUACUUCUUUCCUUUAAAAAGUAUAUCUAAAUUGUAUGUUUUCACAAAGUGUGGUUCCGUUUGGAGCAUCUUGGAACUUUUGACCCAGGAAUUUUUCAUAGUUCUGUAUUCUUGAGUGAAGAUUCAGUUGGCCAUCUUUCUCCCUCCCUUCAAAAGUUUUUUAGGCCUACAGAAUGUUAAAUAAUACGUAUUCUGACUUUUUUUCCUGGAGUCUUGUAUAUUUAUAGUUUUCUAUAUAAGCUGUAGUAUCUUCAUGAAGACCAAGGCUCAAAUUUACUGUGCUUAAAAAACAAUUCUCAUAGGAUUAUUAUUUUCAUGGUAUUUUCUUCCAUAAUAUAUCAUUUUUAAAGAAAAGUUCUUUAUGAACUUAGUGUCCAUUGUCAUGCAAUGUUAUUUUCUUCCAUUUUUGUCCCUCUAAAUUUGGAAUUUCUGAUCCUGGGAAAGAGAACCAAACAAGAUCUCAAGUUCUGUGAGAACUUGGUUCAUUCACAGAUUUCAUUGAAAAAAGAAAAAUUGUUCUUAUGUAGUCUUCAAGUGUGUAUUUUAAAAAGUCUUUUUCUUUGUAUUUUAUUGUCACCUCAUUUCCUUUAUUGUGUGUAUGUUUUUUCCUAUUAAAAUACCAGAGACAUGGAGAUAUUUUGCACUUUAGCCUUGAUGAAAAGUACAAGAUAUGUUCAAAGCUUCCCUAAUUCUUUUCUUACUGGUAGCUGCAUAAGUUUCAAAAAUAACAUGGCACAUAGAACUAACAAUAGGGAAAAUUUGCUUGUUUGAAAAGUGUGUUUAGCAUUUUGGGUUGCCAUAUCAGUUUAUAAAUUUGGUGCUCUGCUAAUUACACUGUAUCUAGAGAAGCAAGCUAAUGGAGCUUGAACCCUGCCUUGAUGUGUAGUGAAAGAUAAUUCUGUAGAAGAAUGUCAGCCAGAAUGGUAAAGUCAUUCUACUCUUCUUAAUUUAGUUUUAUAAUGAAGGACAGUGUGUGGUGUUUGGACCCAGAAGGCUUUAUGAAUACAGGUCAGAAAUAAGAUUGACUUGUGUUGUUAUUUUUUGUCCCUGUCCUGAUUUCUGGUAUGUUUCCAAGUUUAUAUUAUCACAGUAUUUAUGAAAACAUGUUUGCAUUGGGAAAUUAACCAUAAAAGGUUUUUACCAGGGGAAAGUUACCCUCCAAUACCACGGUACCUGAAAGCCUGUCUAGCCAUUGUAAAUAUUUACCUGUCAAUUUUUGACAGAUUGGGGCCAGCUUGAUGUUUUAAAUAUUCACCCCAAUAUGAAAACGUAACGGCUUGUUCAAUUUUUUACCAUUUUAUUGAAAAUAUUUAAAAUCUGUUUUUACAAUUUUUUUCUUUUUGGGUAAUCUGUGCCAUGCAGUUUGAAAACCACCAAAUAUCAAGGAAAAUUUUGUAUUCAGUUCCUUUUCUGGUGUAAUGUUAAAUUGUAUAGAUUAUUAAUGCAUGUUCACUGAAUAUAACUCUGGUUUUGUGAUAUAACUGCUUAGAUUUUAUUGGUGACAUUAGAUUAGUGGUUGCAUUAAACAGCUAAAUUUCCAUUGUGAUUAUUAAUUGACAUUUGUCUUUAAGCAAAAAGUUAUUGUGAAUAUAAGCUUUGUGCUUAGAGAAUGUAAUGUGUUUUUAUCCAUCAGUAUGGGAGGAUAUAAAUUCUUUGCAUCAUUAAUUUACUGGAUGUGUAAUCCUUUGCAAAAUAUAAUUACAGGUAUUUGAUAGA
This is a messenger RNA of Odocoileus virginianus texanus, 4046 nucleotides long. The record is from RefSeq and is a predicted model, not a curated record. Lineage: Eukaryota; Metazoa; Chordata; Mammalia; Artiodactyla; Cervidae.